AUGAGCACAAAUGUAAUCACUAAAAACGACGAUGAAGGUGGUGAAACGUCGUCCAAAACAACUAUCAUAGGACCACUCAACUUUGCCCAAGACACAUCAUCGGAUCCUCCUACAUCUCUGGUCAACGAGCGUGCAGUGCCGUGCAUGUUUUGCAGCAACGUUUACGACUUCCACAGCACUGAUAAUGGUUCAGAUCAAUACCUAGCACAUCUGUACCUGAUCCAUCGGCUGGUGGUGGCCGAUGUGAAGGAAGUUGCCUGCCUGCCCAGCUACUGUUACUAUUGGAAGGAAAAAUUCAACAGUGAACCGGUUGAGAAAUAUUGUUCCUCAAUGUUACUGAACCAACUACCCGACGGUACGACCUCGCAGAACGAGAAAUACUAUCUACUAAGUGACGUUGAACCCUUGGAUUAUGAAGUGCGGCAACGGUUACGGCGAGAGAAGCUCAAUCUCGUACUAACGCGUCAUCAGUUCGAACGAACGGAUCAAACUUUCCAUCGAGGUUGUCUGUACUGUCGGGAUUAUCGAUCGGAAACACGGCCGGAAUAUAUUAGCCAUCUCUACACGAAGCACUUUCUGCUGCUAGGCAAACCGGAGCAUUUGGUGUUUGUGGAUGAACUAAUAGAUAUCGUGCAGGAAAAGCUGAACCAGUUGCUCUGUUUGUUCUGUGAGAAGCUAUUCAAAGAUCGGCCAACGCUGAAGGAACACAUGCGCAAGAAGGGACACAAGCGCAUCAAUCCUGACAACCAUUACUAUGAUCGCUUUUUUCUCGUCAACUACCGCUUAAAGCAAAAGCCCGAAUAUGUUCCUAUCGCAAAGCGAAAAGAAGAAAGUCGUGUGUUUGCGUCGGAUUCCGACUCCGAUUCGGACUGGUCCGAUUGGAAUGGGGAAGAACAGACGACAACCUGUCUGUUCUGUACGCAUACCGAAACCUGCAUCGACCGGCUGAAGCAGCAUAUGGUAGAAAAGCAUAAGUUCAAUUUCGACCAGUCGGUAGUUGGAAUGAGUUUCUACCAACGUGUGAAGGUGGUCAAUUUCAUUCGACGACAAAUGCACAUUCGCAAGUGUAUAGCGUGUGGAGAGCAAUAUAACGACUAUGAGUGUUUGUGUAAACACCUGGAAGAAUCCGACCACUUUCUGCUCGAUAAGGCAAAUUGUGCCUGGGAUCAACCGGAGUACUUCUUUCCCACGUACGAAGACGAUCAGUUCCUGUGUCACCUGGAGGAAGUUGAGAAUGAAAAGGAUGAUAUAUCGCAAGAGGAAGGAUCGGUUGUUAUUUCGGAGAGUGUUAAUGCGACCAUUAAUCUUGAUGCUGAAUCCUUAUCACUAGAAAGCUUCAAAAUGUAA
Molecule: messenger RNA, 1347 nt
Organism: Anopheles marshallii
Lineage: Eukaryota; Metazoa; Arthropoda; Insecta; Diptera; Culicidae
Product: zinc finger protein 277
Exons: 1
Coding region: 1-1347 (448 amino acids)
Source: RefSeq, a predicted model, not a curated record